AUGGAAGUUGAAGAAGCGAAAUAUUUGUCUACUUCAAGGAAAAUGGUAUUGAAGAAAGUCACGACAUUCUACUAUGAAAUUCGAGCGACAUUGUCACGUUUUAUUUGCAAGAUAUGUGCCUACAUCCUUUUCAAAGUUUUCCGCCGCUUCAUGACUCGCUUGUUGAUCAGUCCACUACAGAUGAGACGAGUAGUUGAAGCAGAAAACACGGGUACACCACUUGUUUAUCUCCCUCUUCAUCGCUCUCAUUUCGAUUAUCUUCUCAUCACAUGGACUGCAUGGCACUUCGGCCUUCGUUUGCCUCACAUUGCUUCUGGCGACAAUUUGAACCUAAGUGGCCUCGGAUGGCUUCUGCGAUCCACUGGAGCUUUUUUCAUCCGAAGGCGGACUGAUGAAAAUGAGGAAAGGGGAAGAGAUGCCUGCUAUCGGUUGGUGCUUCAGUUUCUUUUCAUUAUAAUGUUGGUGUGCAACCUUGGACUUUGUUUCUGUCUUUUUUUUUUUNUUAGUCUAAAAUUCGUUCGCGAUCCAUUACGUCUGAACUUAUCUACAAAAGCAUGCAACGUUCCAAUUUAA
Messenger RNA from Haemonchus placei, 573 nucleotides. NCBI's taxonomy places the organism in Eukaryota, Metazoa, Nematoda, Chromadorea, Rhabditida, Trichostrongylidae. The record is from the annotation of a GenBank genome assembly.